This is a messenger RNA of Labrus mixtus (cuckoo wrasse), 6281 nucleotides long. RefSeq names its product ephrin type-B receptor 4b-like. The coding region runs from base 646 to 3669 and encodes 1007 amino acids. The transcript is spliced from 21 exons. Gene Ontology annotation, molecular function: ATP binding; protein binding; transmembrane-ephrin receptor activity. The record is from RefSeq and is a predicted model, not a curated record. Gene Ontology annotation, cellular component: plasma membrane; neuron projection. Lineage: Eukaryota; Metazoa; Chordata; Actinopteri; Labriformes; Labridae. Gene Ontology annotation, biological process: cell surface receptor protein tyrosine kinase signaling pathway; protein phosphorylation; axon guidance.
UGUGUGUCCGGCUGCUUUUGUCUAAACUUUUGUGCGCUGUGAGUGUGUGGAAGUUGAAACUGGUCACGCACAACCACACUGGGAACACUGGGACAGGACACACACACACACACACACACACACACACAUCCUGCAGUGUGAGUGUGUGUUUGUUUCUGACCGACCCUCCAGCCGACACACCGACCUCACUCCGCUCACCAGGCCGCCUCUCAGAGCUCCUCUCCCGGCCUUGGAAGGCAGCCGCGCCCCGCUCUGUGUCCUGGAGGAACGAGGAGAGGAAGAGGAGGAAAACCGACGGGAAAGUUUCGGGAUGAAGGGAUGAAGGAGAUCCAUAAGGAGUAGAGGAGACACUCAGACUUCACCUUUUCAUCUAUUUUCCUUUGUUUUUGGAACUUUUUCUGGCUCACUUGGGAGGCGUCCAUCUUGAAGUUUUGUCCUGCUCUGAAGACUUUCUGCUCCUUCAUCUAUCCUCUUCAAGAAAAAAAAAAACUGUAUCUGGAUUUUAUUUAACUUUUCGGCUCCAAUGAGGCGCGCGCGGCCGGCUGAGAGCGAGCCCAGCUGACGUCACUAAUCGAUUGGUCUGACGCGGAGUCGGAUAAGUCUGAUCGAAUCUGAUCGAGUCUAGAUUCGGUUGUUCCGGGGGGGAUGGAGGCUGUGCGGGGUGUGCGGGCCCCUGAGGCCGCGGGACGGGCCUCCUCCUGCGGGCUGCUGCUCCUCCUCCUCCCGCUGCUCCUGCUGACCUGCUGCACAGGAGAGGAAGAGGUUCUGAUGAACACAAAGUGGGAGACGUCAGACCUGCGCUGGACGACCUAUCCUGCUGAGGACCCGCAGUGGGACGAGGCGAGCGGAUUGGACGAUGAGAUGAACAGCGUGAGGACCUAUGUGAUCUGUACACCUGAGAGUCCGUCCUCCUAUUGGCUGAGGACUCGGUGGAUCCCGAGGAAGGCGGCGACGACGCUCUACGUGGAGAUCCGGUUCACCAUGACGGAGUGCGCCGGACAGAACCACCGUCACUGUAAGGAAACCUUUAACCUGUUCUACUACCAGUCUGACAGCGACGAGGCCACGCCCACUCACCCGUCCUGGAUGGAGAACCCGUACACCAAAGUGUCCACGGUGGCGGCGGACCACCUGCUGCCCACCACCUGCUGCAGGGAGAAACGCUCCAAUGUGAAGCUGAUGCGCCUGGAGCCUCUGAGGGGGGCGGGGCUUUACCUGGCCUUCCAGAGCCAGGGCACCUGCAUGGCCCUGCUGUCCGUACGCGUGUUCUACAGGAAGUGCCCCUCUCUCCGCCGCUCCUUUGCCUCCUUCCCUGAAACAGUCCCCCACUCGCUGGUGGAGCAGGCUCAGGGUGUGUGUGUGGAGAACGCCGUGACUCCGCCUGGCGAGCAGUCUCGGCCUCCCAGCAUGCUCUGCGGUGAGGACGGGCAGUGGGUCGGGCAGCCGUCAUCCAGCUGUGCGUGUCGCCCUGGGUACGAGGCGGGCGACAGUGACGUGCGAUGUCGAGCCUGUCCAUCGGGCCAGUUUAAGGCCGGGUCAGGACCUGGUGGGUGCAGCCCAUGUCCGGCCAAUAGCGACACUCGGAUCCCAGGUUCUGCCUACUGCCUGUGUCACCAUGGUUACCACCGAGCUGACUCUGACCCGCCGCACUCUGCCUGCACCCGCCCCCCCUCUGCUCCACGCUCCAUCGUGAGUCAGAUCAACGACUCCUCUGUGACUCUUGAGUGGAGCGAGCCGCUGGACCGAGGAGGACGAGGAGACCUGACCUACACCGUCCUCUGCUCCCGCUGCGGAUCCACCUCUGUUACCAAGGGAUUGGCUGCUUCCUGCUCCCCAUGUGAUGACAGCGUCCUGUACCGGCCCGCACAGCAGGGUCUCACUCGGCGCCGCGUUGUCGUCUGGGGGCUCCGCUCGCACGACAAGUACACCUUCACCGUCCAAUCACUGAACGGCGUCUCUGAUCUCAGCCAAUCAGAGCCGGCCUCCGACAGAGUUAACGUCACCACCAGCAAAGACGUUCCUCCCGCGGUGGUCGGCCUGAGGAGGGCGGCGGCCUCAGAGAGCAGUCUGUCUGUAGAGUGGACCGUCCCGGCCGUGCAGAGUCAGUACCAGAUCCUGGACUACCAGCUCCGCUACAGCCCAAAGGUCUCUGUUACCACGGAGGGCGAGGAGGCGGGGCAGUGGCAGUACGUGUCCAGCCGGUCUUCUUCUGUGGUGCUGUCGGGACUGCAGAGGGCGGUGCAGUACGAGGUUCAGGUCCGCGCUCGCUCGCAGGCCGGGUACGGAUCGUUCAGCGCGGCGAGCAGCUUCAACACGCUGCCCGAUGGUGUGGGUCACUCACAGAUGGUGCUGACAGGAGUUCUCGUCUCCAUGGGGAUACUGCUGCUCGUUGCUGUGGUGAUGGUUGCUCUGUACUGUUACAGGAGGAGAGCGAGGGACUCAGACUUGAACGAUAAGAGUGGACACUACCAGAUGGGACAGACGAUGAAGGUGUACAUCGACCCGUUUACCUACGAGGACCCUAACGAGGCGGUGAGGGAGUUCGCCAAAGAGAUCGAGGCGUCCUUUGUGAAGAUCGAGGAGGUGAUCGGAGCAGGUGAGUUUGGCGAGGUGUGUCGUGGUCGGCUCAGGGUACCAGGCAGGAAGGAGAACUACGUGGCCAUCAAGACUCUAAAGGGUGGGUACACGGACAAGCAGAGGCGGGACUUCCUGUCGGAGGCCUCCAUCAUGGGUCAGUUCCAGCACCCGAACAUUAUCCACCUGGAGGGCGUGAUCACCACGUCCUGCCCCGUCAUGAUCCUCACCGAGUUCAUGGAGAACGGAGCCCUCGACAGUUUCCUGAGGAUGAACGAUGGACAGUUCACCACCAUCCAGCUUGUGGGGAUGCUUCGUGGGAUAGCGGCGGGGAUGAAGUAUCUGUCUGACAUGAGCUUCGUACACAGAGACCUGGCAGCUCGAAACAUCCUGGUCAACUCCAACCUGGUCUGUAAGGUGUCAGACUUUGGUCUGAGCCGGUUCCUGACUGAGAACUCCUCUGACCCCACCUACACCAGCUCUCUGGGAGGAAAGAUUCCCAUUCGCUGGACAGCUCCUGAAGCCAUUGCCUACAGGAAAUUCACAUCAGCAAGCGAUGCGUGGAGUUACGGCAUCGUCAUGUGGGAAGUGAUGUCAUACGGAGAGCGGCCAUAUUGGGACAUGAGCAACCAGGACGUUAUUAACGCCAUAGAGCAGGACUACCGUUUGCCCCCACCCCCUGACUGCCCCUCCUCUCUGCAUUCGCUCAUGUUGGACUGCUGGCAGAAGGAACGAGCUAACCGGCCGAGGUUCUGUGAUGUGGUCGCCUCGCUGGAUAGGCUGAUCCGAAACCCAGCUUCCCUGAAGGUGAUGCACUCCGAGGGGCCGAGUCCGUCCCAGCCUCUGUUAGACCAGCGUGUCCCUCCUCCUCUCUCGGCCUGUGCUUCAGUCUCUGAGUGGCUUCGAGCAAUAAAGAUGGAGCGAUACGAGCAGAGCUUCCUGCAGGCUGGCUUCAGCAGCCUGGACAUCGUUUCCCAGCUCAACACAGAAGACCUGCUCAGAGUGGGCGUGACCCUCGCUGGCCAUCAAAAGAAAAUCCUCUCCUCAAUCCAGACGCUCAGGAUACACAAAACCCCGCCCACCCUCCUUUACUGAUCAAUCACACUCCUGCCUUGUUCUCUGAGACCAUAACACUAAGGAUGAAGCUGAACCCCACUGGCGCUUGUAACUGUCCACUCAACUGUGAUCAAACAUGCCGUUUUAACCAAUCAGGAACCAUCAAGACUAGUGAUGGUCAAAACAUCAGGGGAAUCUGUUCACUGUGAAAUAUGUUACAUUCUGGUGGCACAUAAACUCUCAUAAACACAGAAGAAGAACCUCUCGGCUAUUCAUACUUUAAAUUUUCAAUUCAACUGCAAUAAGACUCCGCCUUUCUUCUUGGUCUGACCAAUCAGAACAAAGGAUCUAGCUUUUAAGCACCUGGAUGGUCAAUACUCAGGACAGCCAUCCACUGCUCAGGAAAACCUUCUUCUGCUUCACAAACUGAAUGAGAUUUAGCACAGCGAGGAUGUAGGAGGGGAUUUCUUGUGCUGAUGUAGCUCAACAGAUGCUCUCAUUGGAUGUGAGUUGCUGAAAAGGCCUCCGCUUUGCUCAUCACUACGCACCACCCACUGCAUUAAAUCACAUCUGAGAUUGGUUCAUAGCUUUGUCCACCUGACAGUGAAACCUGGAUCAGCUGGUUAUCUAAAGCGGAUCAGGAUGUACCUACACUACAGUGCAAACUCACUGAACCAUGCAGAAACAGAUCUCUGGGCAGGUUCAGGACUAAGCUCAGAUUUCUGCUCGAUUCUCCUGGAAAUAUGAAACGGAGUGGAUGAUUAUUUGUUUUAAUCGUGAACUUGUGUCAAACUGAACUGGAUCAGCUGUUGGCCGGAACUCAUGCUCGACUACGAUUGCCAAACCUUGGGGACAUUUCAGCAGGUGCAAAAGGAUUUCUGUCUUAAAUGAACGUGCCUGAGUGAACUUUCAGGAUCGUGGAUAUCUCUUCAUACUCCAUCAGGAAUAUUCAGGAUUUUAACCAAACAUCAUUGAGGAUUUGUUGAGGAUAUUAUAAUGGAUGUUGUGGAAAGCAGGGAUAACCACACAGAUAUUCCGAAAAGACGGGUCGGUAUGCUCAAGCAAUGUGGGAAUAUCUUCCUGAGGGACAUCAGGACCUUCUGAAGGGAUUCAUAUUCUAAUUUAUCAACAUGUUCUUCAAAAGUUUCAGUGUGGCACCCUCCAUAAUCUGUGAGGAAUCUUCUGGAAUCUCCUCAGAAAACAACAUUUUGGGGAAAUCUUCGGGUGUCUUUGAGAUACCGUGUUUAUUUGGUGCUCUUUUCACAACUUAAUCAGAAAAUAUUUGAGGUUUAAUGCAAACUCCUGAGAUUCUCAAGGGGAAAGCGGUCUUUGGUAAACCUGGAAACUUUAAGGAAGAUAUCUAGAAUACUUUCAUCUCACUGAAGAACUCUCAAAAGGACAAUGGUUUUCUUAAACUGUGACACCAACACAUGGAGUGUUUCACCGUGAUGAAAGUACCUGAGUGUAUUUAAUUGAGCUUUAGUACUCAAUCAUUCCCAAACAGACAGAACUGGUUUUAAACCUUUAACUGAAACUUCACUUGUCUUGAAGCAUACAAUACUUAUCACUGAAUACUACAAAACAUGUCAAACAAAAGGCAGAUGUUUGGUUGCCUCUAAAUAUUUCCUUUAGUUUCAACCUUCCUGAUCAAAACCACUGCCAAGAAAGACGUCUGUUCCCCAAGGACUUCAAUAAUUCAAGCAGGUUGAAAACUUUGGAUUGAAAGUCCGACAUUAGUGUGUGACCUGUUCCACUUCGAGGAACAUGAGGAACAAAAACGAACAAAGAAGAGAACUGUUGACAAUUUUGUAUUUUAGCACUUUUUAUACCUGAUAUUUUAUUGUGAUCAUGUUUUAAAGCUGAGCAGAAGAUCAAUGUUUCAUAUAAGACUCACAUUUCAGGAGAAACUGUCAUUGAAUUUUUGUAAAGAAAAUAAAAAAGAUUGUCUUUUAUUUCAAAGCUGUGUGAGACAGUGAGAGGAUUUAAAGUUCAGGACCAAAGCUCAAGUCUGAAGUCGGUGUGUUGUUUAUUCUGCCCACAGGAAGCAGUGUGAUUGCUUUUUACUGCCCCAGAUAUCAGAUCAACCCCCAUCAAGUAUUACCAAACAACAUCUCACAUGUUCUCUUAUUCGGUUGAGAAUCUCAGGGUUCUUAUGAUACCAUAUGAUACAUGGCCCACGAUAACAAUAUUAUCUCGAUACAGUGAUUAUAUAAUUGAUAUAUUGAUGAUACUUCACAAUAUCUGAUGAGCAAAAUGCUGUUUAUAACGUGCAGAAUGAAUGUAUCCAUUCACUGCAAUCUGGUGUCUGUUUCACCUCAUAUCUUCUGUUGCCAUGAAUUCAAGCCAAAAUAUUUUCAGAGCGCAAUAUUUUAUUAAAUAAAAUAUCCAUAUUUGGCAACAGGGAUAUGAUUAUCGUGAUAAGCACAUAUCAGGACAACAAGAUAUUGCUGUAAGGAUAUUUUGUCCCACCCUUAUUCUCCAACAUCUGAAGACUUUUUUGUAUCUGUUCAGUCAAGCGUUGUUACGAUACCAUCAUUUAAAACUUCCUAGACGCCCUGAUCACCUGCACAGUCUAAACUGAACAAAAACAUUGGCAACAUUUGGGUACGCCAACGUUGCUCAAAGCAUUAAAGUUUUAACAUUUUUGACAA